Glycine soja is the source of this 694-nucleotide messenger RNA. RefSeq lists its product as uncharacterized. Bases 17 to 694 code for a protein of 225 amino acids. The transcript has a single exon. NCBI's taxonomy places the organism in Eukaryota, Viridiplantae, Streptophyta, Magnoliopsida, Fabales, Fabaceae. The record is from RefSeq and is a predicted model, not a curated record.
UGUUUCUCAAUCAAUCAUGCCUCAAUUUGAUAAAUUCACUUAUUUCACACAAUUUUUCUGGUCAUGCCUUUUCCUCUUUACUUUUUAUAUUCCCAUCAAAGAUGGAGAUGGAGUACUUGGGAUCAGUAGAAUUCUAAAACAACCCAACCGACUGGUUUCAAACCGGGGGAACAAAAGAAGGAGAAAUGACCCCAAGAGUUUGGAAGAUAUCUUUAGAAAAGGUUUUAGCACCGGUGUAUCCUAUUUGUACUCUAGUUUAUUCGAAGUAUCAAAAUGGUGUAACGCCGUCGACUUAUUGGGAAAAAGGAGGAAAAUCACUCUUAGUAUAAACCCGGUUUUGGUUCUCGCCCAGUGCUUUUCGAUUUGUUUAUUUCUAUUGAAUUCUGAUUCCGCUACCUUAUGCGAUGGGGUAGGAGUGUACGGACCGCCGUCCCCGCUGACUGUGGGUAACGAGAUGCUAGCACCUUUAAUAGAUCCACCAGAGAUAGAUCUUCCGCCCGCCCCACAAAUUCCCACAUUAAGGACCCCACUAAUUCCCGACCUUAUACGUCGGGAUGAACUAUACGCCCGGUUUUCGGUCAAUACGAUAGGGGAAAAUCCUACCCUGCGUAGGAUGACCGAAACUCUGGCGCAUCAAACGGAAAUAGAAAGACUAAUUAAAGAAACAUUGAAGUCUUUGAAAAUGUUUCACUAA